UUGCUGAAUGUUGACGGCAACUGCAAGAAUGGGGCUUAUAAGCAGUUAGAGAAGCUGUUGCAGGAAAGAGUGCCGGGAUGUAGGGUCAAGGCAUAUCCUAACAUUGAAGGCAGGUUCAAAAAACUGAAGAAGAGAUGGCAUGCAAUAACUUUUAUGAGGAAACAAAGUGGCUGGGGAUGGGACGAGGUCAAUAAAUGCAUUGUAUGUCCCGAGGGAUCUUGGGAUGAGUUUGAGAAGAAGCACACAAGCUGCAGAGGGUUGAACAAGAAAAGAUUUCCUGUCUACGAUGACUUGGCACCGGUUUUUUGCAAAGGGCGUGCAAGUGGUGAGCAUGGGGUCGACACCAAUGUUGUUGACGCUAUCGAUUUAGAGGAUGAAGAAACUGCACCUGUCGAAAAUGAAGAAAUGGAUGAUGUGUUGAUGGAGGAAAUACAAGCAGAAAUGGCAGCACAGAAUAAUCAAUCUGCCAGUGUUACCGCUUCAACCGAUGGUGCUCCAAUUAAGAAGUGA
This is a messenger RNA of Linum tenue, 510 nucleotides long. The record is from the annotation of a GenBank genome assembly. Lineage: Eukaryota; Viridiplantae; Streptophyta; Magnoliopsida; Malpighiales; Linaceae.